AUGACUACGUGCCGUCUGCUGUGCACCCUGUUGGUGCUCGCCCUGUGCUGCUGCUUAUCCGUGUGCGUGACAGCGAAUGCUAAUUCUUCCAGUAACACAACUACAACCACGACAACGACAAAGCCACCAACUACGACCACAACCACGACAACAAAGGCACCAACUACGACUACAACCACGACAACGACAAAGCCACCAACGACGACUACAACCACGACAACAAAGGCACCAACUACGACUACAACCACGACGACAGAGGCACCAACUAUUACGACGACAGAGGCGCCAACCACGAAGACCACCCACGCACCGUCACGUAUUCGCAAAAUUGACGGCAGCUUCGGCAACGCUGCGUGGGUGUGUGCCCCGCUUGUGCUUGCCGUAUCCGCGCUGGCGUACACCACUCUGGGCUGA
Messenger RNA from Trypanosoma cruzi, 414 nucleotides. Its product is annotated as mucin TcMUCI, putative. The transcript has a single exon. The record is from RefSeq and is a predicted model, not a curated record. NCBI's taxonomy places the organism in Eukaryota, Euglenozoa, Kinetoplastea, Trypanosomatida, Trypanosomatidae. Bases 1 to 414 code for a protein of 137 amino acids.